AUGAGUGUUACCACCUUUGGUAUGUGGUGGGAGGUGGAGUGGCGUGGAGACGAAUCGGUGCAUCAACACAUCAACGGUGUGCUCUUCUGCUCCAUUGUCUUCGGUGCAGCUGCGAAGGUGUCUGUCCACUCCUCAUCCUCAUCCUCAUCCACCACCACCACCACCACCACCACCACCAUCUCCUCCUCCUCCUCCUACUCCUACUACUACUACUUUGGCUUUUUCGACAUGCAUGGUGGUGGUGGUGGUGGUGGUGGCGACGAUGGUGGGAGGAAGGAGGUCGCAUGUGCGUAG
Hydatigera taeniaeformis is the source of this 294-nucleotide messenger RNA. The record is from the annotation of a GenBank genome assembly. Lineage: Eukaryota; Metazoa; Platyhelminthes; Cestoda; Cyclophyllidea; Taeniidae.